Molecule: messenger RNA, 2040 nt
Organism: Dunckerocampus dactyliophorus (ringed pipefish)
Lineage: Eukaryota; Metazoa; Chordata; Actinopteri; Syngnathiformes; Syngnathidae
Gene: tspan31
Product: tetraspanin 31
Exons: 6
Coding region: 104-742 (212 amino acids)
Cellular component (GO): membrane
Source: RefSeq, a predicted model, not a curated record
UACGCCCUCUGCGGGACCAAAAACAUUUGUCACCUAGACGCCAGUGUUCAAGCUAACAGCAUUCAUUCGUAGUCUGGACCAGCUAAGAAAUCCGUCACCGAAUAUGGUCUGUGGGGGGUUCACUUGUUCCAAAAAUGCUCUGUGUUCCUUGAACGUGGUAUACAUGCUGGUCGGCCUGCUGCUGAUUGGCGUGGCAGCAUGGGGGAAAGGCUUUGGCCUCGUGUCGAGCAUUCACAUCAUCGGUGGCGUGAUCGCAGUGGGCGUCUUUCUUCUGCUCAUUGCCAUCGUGGGGCUCAUCGGAGCGAUACACCACCACCAAGUCAUGCUUUUCUUUUACAUGGUCAUUCUUUUCAUUGUCUUCCUCUUUCAAUUUGGAGUCUCCUGUUCCUGUCUCGCAAUGAACCGCGGUCAGCAGGAGGUAUUUCUGAACUCUACGUGGGGAAUGUUGGAUAAUAAAACCAAGACCGACUUGGAGAGUCAACUGAACUGCUGCGGGUUGCUCAACAUCACCAGCAGUCGAGUGCAGUUUGAGCAGGAUCUACAAAGCUGUCCCGCUUUAUGCAAGAAGACUAGUUCCUGUUUCACCUGCGGGGAUAUGAUGCUGAAUCAUGCCAGUGAAGCUCUCAAGAUCCUCGGAGGUGUUGGACUCUUCUUCAGCUUCACAGAGAUUUUGGGUGUUUGGCUCGCAGUUCGGUACAGGAACCAGAAGGAUCCACGAGCAAACCCAAGUGCGUUCCUAUAGACUGUCCCUGCACGUAGGUGUCCCAGCGCAGCCCAUGCCGUUACUGACACUGGUACACAACACGGAAUGGACGAGCACACGCAGCACCUGACCAACACCGAAAACACACUAUACGCCUUCACUCGCGACUGAGCAGUUAUAGAGCUCACACUACUGGAUACUCAUGCAUGACAGGAUGACUUGUAAUACCAGUGAGGCUGACUCGCUAGUAUUGUGACCCAGCCUUGAUUUGAGUGCCCAAACACACCGAGCACCCUGCACAGUCAAGCUGCGCCCGACCCAGCAGCUGAGAGGCAUCUCACAACUUAGCCCAUGUGCACCUUCAAAUGUUGUGUACAAGAAACCCGUUCCUCUGUGAUGUGUGUAGAUUCAACCUGCAUGAUGAGGGGAGAAGAUGAUGCAGACUGGACAUGCGCAGUAGUGUAGCUUGCGUAGCUAAAUGUCACACACAGCUUGGAAUAGAUUUUAGACGAUUAGUUCCUAGUCAAUCAGGUUGAAAUAUUUAUGAACUGUACUGAGCCAGCUGUCACAAAUGUUGGACUGCCAACGGACUGCGCACCUGAUGUUGUACAUACUGUAUGUGUCAAUACUGUCGUUCACGUAGAUCUUCCAUGUAGUGUCCACUCUAGCUGCUUGGUUUGUCUGCACAUUUCACCUUUCUUCCUUUGUGUUGCACAGUGAUGUUGAUUAGAAUAUCAUGUCAGCUACGUAUCCCUGCCUCCUGUUUAUCUGGAAGAGAUCAUGAGAAUACAUAAAUAUUAAAAAAAAAGAAAGAAAAUACAUGUUUGGGUAAAUCUGGCAAACUGUGCAUCACGUAAUCAAUUUUAAAGCAUUUUAAGUGUUGUAAAAUGUUCAUUGUGGAUCAGUCUUAGUUGUAAACCUUUUUAAUCUUGAUAUUUUGUUGGCUCAAUUGUUAAUAAUUGCCAUUACAUUCAUCAGUGUUAAAUGCUUUGUAAAAAUGUGUUAAAUAUGUUUGAGAUCUAUUUUAAGUUACCAUUGAUGCACAAGUUGUGUUAUAGAUUUUGGUGUUUGAUAUUCCCUGCUCAUGAAUUAUGUUAUUUUAAGUUGCUUCUCAUUAGAAUAGCUUUUAACUUAAAGACCAGCAUACCAUUUAUUUCUGCCCUACUUGAACUUGUCAAUUUACAUGCAAGUGCAGAUUUCCUGCUAGUGGUGAGAUGUUUCCCUGGCAUGUAUAGAUUUGUUGCUACAGCUUACAUUUAUUGUACUGCGCAGUAUUUACACCACACCUUUUAAUUUGUGUGCACUUGCGGUUGAAAUGUGUUUUUCCCUUUUAAUUU